UAGUACUUAACCACUUAAAUUCGUUCGCGCAUAGUUCUAUUUGGCAAGUGCAGAAAUGCAACGUUAUGCCAUUUCUUUCCUAGCUUUGCUGAUGCACAGUCACAGUUCUACGAGUAUGAAUACCUUCGACGCUGGACUCUGGAUCUUCGGAGCACUUAUUGGUGCAGCCCUUGGCCUGCAGCUAAACUGCAGUACAUUGCGAAUGGACGUCUGCGAACUGAACAACGUAAUUAUCACCGAAUACACAGAUGUGUCAACAUGGGAAUUUCCCGAUCAUCAUGAUCUUGUCUUCGGUAUCUAUCCUAUGUCGGACGAAAGUACCAUGAUCACCGCCGUCACCAAAGAGGUUGCGGAAAAACUAACAAACGCUCAAACGAUCGCAAUGCAAAACGUUUCCUUGAUGUCCUUCUACCUUUGGGAACACCUGCUGAGCUUGGACGUUUCGUACAACUAUCUGCCUGAAUUGAUUGUAAAUCCCGAUUCGACGUACCACUUAAAAUCACUGAAUUUGAGCCACAACAGACUUCAGUCGAUCAACUUUCUCAAAGGCCUUUACAAACUGCGUGAUCUUGACUUGAGCAACAAUUAUCUGGAGAAGGUUGACCUUUCCAGUUUCGAUGUGGCAAAGGAUCUCGUUACCUUAAAGCUAUCGCAUAAUCGCAUCCGUACCAUCACAACCUUCACUGAUCUGCUUCAUCUACCCCGUUUGACAACCUUGAUGCUUAACAACAAUCAGUUAUCGAUCCUGGAUGCGAGCCAGUGGCAGUUCAACGUUCUGCAAGAAAUGUUUCUCUCCAACAAUCGCUUGUCCUACAUCAGCAUGUGCGAAAUACAGAACUCCUUUCCUCGGUUGCAGUCACUGUACCUGGACGGAAAUAACUGGGAAUGUUCGAAUCUCAAUAAUACCAUCUCCCAGCUGCACCAGUAUGACGUUAAACUGAUUAACUACAGUGCGCACAACUGCACAGAAGCCGUCGAGAACAUUUGCUGUCACUAAUCUGCCGAAAUCACCUCUGGAGGCCACCAUGGUUCGUGCCAGUCAAUUUCGACAAGCUUACUCAAUCCUCCUUAUAGGGGGAACAAACUGGAUCCAGCCCCGACCGACCCAACCAAUGUAGCCAAUUAUUAUUUGUUAUACCGAUAUUUAUCCGAGCUUAAUAAAGUGAAGUUUGUUUUAUACA
Molecule: messenger RNA, 1181 nt
Organism: Topomyia yanbarensis
Lineage: Eukaryota; Metazoa; Arthropoda; Insecta; Diptera; Culicidae
Product: oligodendrocyte-myelin glycoprotein-like
Exons: 2
Coding region: 56-997 (313 amino acids)
Molecular function (GO): protein binding
Source: RefSeq, a predicted model, not a curated record